Molecule: messenger RNA, 1337 nt
Organism: Emiliania huxleyi CCMP1516
Lineage: Eukaryota; Haptophyta; Isochrysidales; Noelaerhabdaceae
Exons: 8
Coding region: 1-1281 (426 amino acids)
Source: RefSeq, a predicted model, not a curated record
AUGCCGUCGACCGCCACGACCUUGACGGUGCUGACCGUCAACUUUGCCUGCCGCGACGUGGCUCCGCUCUCGGGAUGCGACAACUGCGCCACGCGCUUCGGCCUGAUAGCCGACGCCAUCAGCGGCACCAAUCUGUCUGCGUACAGCGGCCUCCCUGACCUCGACUCGGUGGAUGUCAUCAUUGCGCAGGCGCGGCUGCGCACGCUUACCCAUGAGCUCGGAACCGCCGCGGAGAACUUUGCAGACGUGACCGCGGCGCUCUCCGCGAGAGGGUUCGUCCACAGCACGGGCGAUUCCGCGCCUACGGCGUCGGACCCGCAGUGCGCCGACGCGCCAGGCCCGCUCUUUGACCUGGCGGACAAGCAGGGCUUCGUGACAGCGGAGGACAUCCGGACGUACCAGAUGUCGGAGAUUGCUGCCUUCAAAGACUCCGUCGCCGCUGCCCUCGGCGGUGCCGGACUCGCGUACAGCGUCGUGAUGGGAGGCGACUUCAACGAGGACGCCUACGCCGCGGCCGCCUCCGCCACGCCCGACUGCAGCCUCAUCACCGACCAGCUCACCGUCCAAAAGAUGGGCGCGGUUGGCCUGGACCUCCCCGCGGCGUGCGCGACGGGGGCGAUUGGCCCAUACACCUGGGACACCUCCACAAACGACCUGGCCGCCAUCUUUUCGGACGGCGACAGCUACGAGGCGAGCCUGCUCGACUACCUAGUCUACUCGAGCAGCUCGGACGGCGCGCUGACCGGCGCCGCCACGCCGAACGAGGUCUCGACCCUCCGCGCCGCCGACGCGUGGGCCGGCGUCUUUUGCGAGAGCGACAUCUUUGGCACGCUCGCCCCGUCUGCUCCCGGCACCGCGCACGCCCUCACCGACCACAACAUCGUCACCGCCACCUUCGCGCUCCCCGUGACCGGCGGCGGCGGCGGCGCUGCCGCCGCGACCGCCGCCUUUGAAGCCUCCGUCGCGGCGUGGCGCGAGCCGAGUGGUGCGCAGGAGGCGGCGUGCGGCCAGCAGGGCGCCGUCUGCUUCUACGACACAAACUGCUGCGAGGCGGCCUUCUCGUGGACGGGCGUCGAGCAGCACUGCGUCUACUACGAGUGCACGCCCGACGACGACGAUUUCGCCCAGUGGCUCGUCAUCGCACUCCCCCUCCUCGGCGGGGUGCUGCUGCUGGCCUGCUGCGGCGCGGCACUCUGCUAUUGGCGGAGGAGGAGACGUGCGGCUGGCAAGCCGGCGGCGGAGGCGUCGAGGGGGGAGGCGGUCAUCGGUGAGGCUGCUUAAGACCGCGAACCGAUGUGCAUGUUCGAUGCCAAAGAAAAUAAGAAUUUUAAACAAAA